Messenger RNA from Galleria mellonella (greater wax moth), 953 nucleotides. RefSeq names its product V-type proton ATPase subunit G (gene Vha13). The coding region runs from base 94 to 444 and encodes 116 amino acids. Lineage: Eukaryota; Metazoa; Arthropoda; Insecta; Lepidoptera; Pyralidae. Gene Ontology annotation, biological process: proton transmembrane transport. Gene Ontology annotation, cellular component: vacuolar proton-transporting V-type ATPase complex. The record is from RefSeq and is a predicted model, not a curated record. Gene Ontology annotation, molecular function: proton-transporting ATPase activity, rotational mechanism. The transcript is spliced from 4 exons.
AUCAUAUGACUUUCGUCACAAAUCCAAUCUCCACUUAUUGAUUCGUGUCUUGGUCUCUAUUCUCGCUCGACAUAGUUUUUGUGUGUAUCAGUUAUGGCGAGUCAGACACAGGGGAUCCAGCAAUUGUUGGCUGCUGAAAAACGAGCGGCCGAGAAAGUAUCAGAGGCGAGAAAGCGAAAAGCGAAACGCCUAAAGCAGGCCAAGGAGGAGGCUCAAGAUGAGGUGGAGAAGUACAGACAGGAGCGCGAGAGGCAGUUCAAAGAGUUUGAAGCCAAGCACAUGGGCACAAGGGAAGGUGUCGCAGCUAAGAUCGACGCUGAAACCAAGGUCAAAAUUGACGAGAUGAACAGGAUGGUGCAGUCACAGAAGGAUGCGGUAAUCAAAGAUAUCCUGAACCUGAUCUACGACAUCAAGCCUGAACUCCACAUCAAUUACCGCACUUAAAAUAAGCGCACAAAUUGAACAUCUAAUUUGUUGCAUUGUUGCAUAUAAAUUGCGGUCACGCAAUAAUAGAUUUUAUUGUUAAUGUAAUACUGUUCUUAAUCGAUAGGCACAUAGGCGCGGAGCGACACCUCGCGGGCGUGCGCGCGAUCUGUCAGCUGUCACUUUGACGUUUCAGCGCGGCAAAGCCCUUUUGCUGUAUAUACAUACUCCGCUUGAUUUCUGUAUUUAAUCAAUGAUUUAUUAUAAGCAUGUAACGGAGAAAUCAGCUCGGUAUCAUUCCAUUUGAAAUAAACUCGAAGGUCCGUUAAAUAAAAACAGAAAACAUAAUGUUACAUAGGUGUAAUUCGUAAUGGAAAUUGUAUGUUUAUUCAAUGUUGUAUGUUGAAUAGAAAUUAAAGUUUAACCAAAUUAAUCCGAUUUUUAAUAUUUUUAUUUUAUUUCUUGUUACGUUUUAGUCAAAUGGAAGCUGGCGUGUACAGUAUUAGUGGAAAUAUAUUAUUGAUCUAUUA